ACUACUCAGUGCAUACUGCAGGGGCAGUGACGUCACGGCCAGCCUCUCUUCCUGCUGCAUCACAACAGCCGCUGGUGGAUCGGGUAACACUCAGCUAUUUCCACUGCCUUGUGGAGUUUUUAUUUCAAUAAAUGUAACAGAAGUCCUCAUCGACAGUCUCAGCCGUUAAGCCCGUCAGCGUCAGUUCGAGCGGACGUCAGCGCAGCAGUCGACGCGUUUGAAGCGCAGUGGGAGAUGGCCAGGCCAGAGCAGGUCCUGCUUCUAGAACCGCAGCACGAACUGAGGUUCCGAGGUCCAUUUACAGAUGUGGUGGCCACCACCCUAAAGCUUGCUAAUCCCACAGACAGAAAUGUGUGCUUUAAAGUAAAGACGACUGCACCGCGCCGAUACUGUGUGCGGCCAAACAGCGGAGUGAUUGAUGCCGGAACCUCGAUCAACGUCUCUGUGAUGCUGCAACCUUUCGAUUAUGAUCCGAAUGAGAAAAGCAAACACAAGUUCAUGGUACAGUCUCUGCUGGCCCCACCUGACAUGACCGACACUGAGGGAGUGUGGAAGGACGCCAAGCCCGAGGAUCUGAUGGACUCCAAGCUGAGAUGUGUCUUUGAGAUGCCCGCUGAAAAUGAGAAAACACAUGAAAUGGAAAGCAAUAAGAUAGCCUCCAGUCUCUCAAAGUCGGAAUCAUCCACAUUGUCUAUGAAGUCCAUGGUCAGUCUGGAUGAUGGAGAGGUGAAGAAGAUCAUGGAGGAAUGUAAAAGACUGCAGACGGAGGUGCAGCGGCUACGAGAGGAGAACAAACAGAUCAGGGAAGAUGAUGGUCUGCGGAUGAGGAAGAGCACAGUAAUGUCCGCUCCGCACUCAUCUCCAGCGCUGAGAGUGAAGGAGGAGGGGCUGAGCACCAGGGUGAUCGCUCUAAUUGUGCUGUUUUUUGUCGUGGGUGUCAUCGUAGGCAAGUUGGCCUUGUAAAAUCCAAGAGGGGAGCACUACAAGCAUGCAUUGCGGAUGAAACAAAAACAAACCAGACAAGUAACCAAUGCAGAAUUCGUUUAAUCCGAAUGCCAUAUCAUUUGGGUAGUCUUGGAUUAGCAAGGUGUGUAAAAUUAAUAAAGGGAUCAAGAAAUUUCAUCAUGUUAUGUGCAAAGAAAAAAAAUCAUCACACUAAUAAUAAUCUGACACAGCUCUUGCCUCAAAAUUGUGAAGUCAUUCUGGCCCCUCUUCCUUAAUCAUUUCUGAUGCAAGUUCAAACGGAUAAAAAAUGUCAGAUUUUAACCACUAAACAAUGUUGUAGGGAUUUUCUAACACCAGAUGUGCGAUUGAGUUGUGUUAGAGUGAAUGUUUUUAUCACUUUUUUUUUUUUUCUCUCAGUGGGUCUAAUUGAGUCUGUAUACAAAUGCUAAACAUCUUUGAAAUGUCACAUGUGCAUUUAAUUUAUGCAUACCCAGACUUCCUGCAUUAAAGCAGCAGUUCACUGAAGUUCAGCCUGUAUAUCACUCUUCAGGUUAAUUAUAAAACAAGCCUUCUGGUAUCUUCCCUAGUCACACUGUUGUUAAAAUAACAUGCAUUUUAUAUUUUCCAUCCACCUCCGUUCAGUCCGACUGAUAUGUUUGAGUACCAGCACGUACUAUGAUUCAACAUAUAGUUCCUCAGCGAAUCAGAUAAUGUCACUAAAUAUCCACGUUUUUAUCACCGUUUCACACAAGUUUAAUAUGUUCACUUGCAAUCAGCCAUUAAUUGACUUUCAAAUGCCAAAACCGCCCAAAGUGGCUUGGGUGACAAUUUGACUCUUAGAUUAUUUUUGGGAUUCAAACAUCUUUAAUUGACAGCGAGGAGAUGUACUGUUAGUGACUGAUAUUUCAAACUGCUGUUACUGGGAAAGUGUUGGUGAAACCGAACACAUUUUUUGCGCCAAAAACCAUUUGAAACAAUAUUUCUCUGUGAACUGCUGUGUUUGUCGGUAAGGCGCGGGGCUGACGUCUCUGAAACCCACACUUUCGUUGAAGCUUUGCACAAAACGUGUUCCCUGUCAGAAUCAGAAUCACCUUUCUUUAUUGUCGUUUUCUUUUGGUAAGGGAUAUGUGCUUGAAUGCAUGGCUCUGUUGAGAGCAAAAAAACUACUUUAUAUUUUAUUAAGCUGCUCCAUAGGUGAAAUGUCCUUUACAGGCCCUCUUAGCACACCUCUGUUUCUAUUUUGCUGCCUGUAGACCAGAGUUAAUUUAUUGAUCAAGUCAUUAUAUACAGUAAUAGUGCAGCUGCUAAGCAUAACUUUUGAUGCACCAUGUACAUGCAUCUGGUUGAAGGUCUCUCUCCCUAUGAACUUUCUAUCUGAAGAUGCCACGAGGAGAGUUUACCAUCAGGUCCAUAAACACUUUACCCUCCAAAAAAGAACAAAAAAGUAGUUAAAGGUAUAGUUAACCCAAACUUUAACAUUUUGUCAUGAUGUUCAUGUUGUUCCAGCUCUUUUUGUGAAACAGCAAAUGCACCAUGCAGGAAUCAUAAAACUCGUCCAAACAUCUUUUGCACUGUAUUCCAAGUUAUCUGAAGCCGUAUGAAUAGCUUUGUGUUUGCAUUUUUGCAUACAUUUAUUUUGCAUAUGAUAUUCUAUGUUGGCAUACUGUAUGAAAUGAUACAUUGAGAUCUGAGAGCUCCAAUGUAAGGUUAUUAGUGGAAAAAAGCUUAAAUUUCAGUCUGUUUUCCCACACAAAGCUAUCAUAUGACUUCAGCAUGUAGUGCAGAUGUUGUUUGGAUCACAUUUAUGGUGUUUUUUGCUUUCUUGUUGUCCUUUUCAGCCCUUUUCAAGAUAAAUCCCCAUUCACUUUUAUGGAAAAGAGCAGCUUGGACAUUCUGCGUGGCAUCUCAUUUUGGGUUUCAAGUGAAUAAAAUUAGGUUUGAACAACAUGAUGGGGAGUAAACGGUGACAAAAUGUUAAUUCUUGAGCCAACUAUUCCUUUAAAAACUGACACGUGUGAGUAUUGUAACCUGUAUUUUAGCCAUGCCAAGCCUACUCCUCAUUUCCAGAUAAAUGCAUGGCUUCAAUAUGCCUUGUCGAUGGUCUGAAAUGUACACAACACUGGUUUAUCUCACAGCAUAAGGCAUUAAAAUACACUUCUGACAUUUCUGCACUGUUUUCCUGAGCCCUCUGUUUCUUUGCUGUCCUCUGAUGUUAAUUUAGUUGUUUUGUCUGGAUUUAAGUUAUGAAUAAAGCUUUUAUUGCACAGAACUGUUUGUAAUAAAAAUGCACUACAUAUAAAGAAUGUCAUCUUCCCAUGCACAACGGUCUGAUCUUUGUGAAUUAACCGAAAUUGCAUCAGAAAAGAGACUCUUCCUACAGGGGACCAUUUUGUGACCUGAUAUGUAUUUGUGUCAUAGUUUGGUGUUGUGGGGGGUGUCUUUUUCUUUAAUGUUUCUCUUCUGCCCCCCUCCUUGAGAAGCUUUUGUUUCAGUUGAUUACCUUUAGCUGAUAUUGGAUUUCGAAGAACAGAGGAGCUUACAGUAUUGUCACAUGGCAAAACUUUGCUUUGUAAGUAACUUUAGGAGAUGUUCAGGGUAUAGUGAUUUUUGGACUGCAGUUUAUGUAUAGUUCACCAAGGAGUAUGAUUGCCAUGGAGAGGGAGGGAUUUGGGGGCCUAUCAGCCAAUCAGCUGGCUUGUAAUUAUACCUAAACCUUAUUAUAGUGCCCCAAACCUUCACAUAUGAUGUAAACAUGAAGGUGACCAUUUUGUAUGUAUAUAAAUAAAUAAAUGACUCUAAGAUGAUAAUUAAGGUUGAUAUUCCUAGUCAAGUAGUCUAUAAUGGUAUAUAAAGAAACCCCAACUUUGUUGGACUAUGUAGCAUCUUAAUAAAUUAAAUCAAUAAAGCCCCAGUCCAAAACUU
Messenger RNA from Cyprinus carpio (common carp), 3867 nucleotides. RefSeq names its product VAMP (vesicle-associated membrane protein)-associated protein B and C. The record is from RefSeq and is a predicted model, not a curated record. Gene Ontology annotation, molecular function: FFAT motif binding. Gene Ontology annotation, biological process: endoplasmic reticulum membrane organization. NCBI's taxonomy places the organism in Eukaryota, Metazoa, Chordata, Actinopteri, Cypriniformes, Cyprinidae. Gene Ontology annotation, cellular component: endoplasmic reticulum membrane; plasma membrane.